Molecule: messenger RNA, 939 nt
Organism: Lepus europaeus (European hare)
Lineage: Eukaryota; Metazoa; Chordata; Mammalia; Lagomorpha; Leporidae
Product: olfactory receptor 6Z7
Exons: 1
Coding region: 1-939 (312 amino acids)
Biological process (GO): G protein-coupled receptor signaling pathway
Cellular component (GO): membrane
Molecular function (GO): G protein-coupled receptor activity; olfactory receptor activity
Source: RefSeq, a predicted model, not a curated record
AUGGAGAAAUCCCUGGAAUUGGCCAACAUGACCAGAGUCCAGCAGUUUGUCUUGCUGGGUUUGUCCAGUAGCCCGGGCAUAAGGGACGCCCUGUUUGCCAUCUUCCUGACUCUCUACAUGCUGACCCUCCUGGAGAACACGCUCAUCAUCUACCUCAUCUGCAGCCACAGAGAGCUCCACAAGCCCAUGUACUUCUUCCUGGGCAACCUCAGCGGCCUGAAGAUGUGCUACGUGUCAGUGACCAUGCCCAGCCUGCUGGCGGGGCUGUGGAAUGGCAUCUACCACAUUUUCUUUGUGGCCUGCAUGACUCAGCUCUUCUUCUUCAUAGUCCUUGUUGGCACAGAGUGCAUCCUCCUGGCCUCCAUGGGCUAUGACCGCUAUGUGGCCAUCUGCCACCCACUGCACUACCCACUGCUCAUGCGGCCCCAGGUCUGCCUAGGCUUGGCCAUGACUUCGUGGCUGGGUGGGCUUGUAGUAUCUCUGGCCAAGACCACAUGCAUUGCCACCCUGUCCUACUGUGGCCCCAAUGUCAUCAACCACUUUUUCUGUGAUGUGGCCCCUCUGUUGGAUCUGUCUUGUACUCAUGUGGCCCUCACUGAGCUGGUGGACUUUGUCUCUGCCAUCGUCAUCCUCUGGGGUUGCCUUAUUCUGACUAUGACCUCUUAUGUGGCUAUUGGUAGGGCUGUGCUCCGCAUGCCAUCAGCUGCUGCCCGCUACAAAGCCUUCUCCACCUGCGCCUCCCACCUGGUGGUGGUGGGCAUAUUCUAUUCAGUCACAAUCUUCAUCUAUGCCCGUCCCAGCCACAUGGAGGCCAUGGACCUCAACAAGAUGCUCUCUGUCAUCUACACGGUGGUCACACCCAUGUGCAACCCUGUCAUCUACUGUCUGCGCAACAAGGAGGUCCAGGCAGCUUUCUAUAAAACCCUGCACUGGUCCUGA